Recurvomyces mirabilis is the source of this 3393-nucleotide messenger RNA. RefSeq lists its product as uncharacterized. The record is from RefSeq and is a predicted model, not a curated record. The coding region runs from base 1 to 3393 and encodes 1130 amino acids. The transcript is spliced from 3 exons. Lineage: Eukaryota; Fungi; Ascomycota; Dothideomycetes; Mycosphaerellales; Teratosphaeriaceae.
AUGGCUUCCCUGCUUCGGAAGGUCAAGGCCAAGGUCGAAGAGGCUCGACAAGGUUCCACCUCAAACGACCUGUCCCAGGAGGAGGAAGCAAACCUCGUUCAGAAGCUGGCCCAGGAGCACCCGACUGAGGAUACGGCUCCCGUUCCCGUGGUGGCGCCUUCGCAGCCACAGGAAACACCAAUCAGGGACCAGUUUUUACAUUCCACCCAGCAGGGUGACGUAGAAUCGUCCAAGCAAGGCCCAUCGGCUAUUCCUAGUGAGAAGCAGGAGGAGAUCUUGGGGGACUCCCAGCCCUUCCGCCCCGGCCUCGUUCCCAACCAGGGCCAGAAGCAGCCGGAUGGUGGGACCGAACCAGAGGACAAGCCUCUGCCGGAAACGCCCAGUCAGCAGGUCUCGAGCGAAGGGACAAGCCAGCCUGAGCAGCACAGCUCUUUUGUUCCAGACGAGAUGGCCAAUGGCGAUGUCGCAUCUACUGAUCACCAGCAGGCCGGCACCCAAGACGGUGAUUCCACACCAGCCUUCGCUGCAGAGUCGACUGAACCCGACGGCGCUCAGGUCGAACCGGCAGCUGAACAUAACGCAGCCAAGCAGGGAGAAGAAGACAAAACGGAGCAAAAGAAUUGCAGCGACCCGAUGAAGGAUGGUGAAGAUGGAUCACAAGCCGGGAAGGAAAACCAGGAACCCAGGAAAGAAGCCUACUCUUCGCCAGAAGAGGCCAAUGCCGCCGUGACUACAGGUGACGGAGCCGACAAAGACAGCAACGAGGAGCCUGAGCACGAGACUUCGACUAGUGGUAAUGUCUCCACCGAGAAGCCGGCAGACAACGGCGAGGAAGAAUCUACAGCGAUACAGCCCGGUGAUCAGCCCGACGGCGAAAAGCACGACACAUCGAAAUCUUCCGCCGAGCCAUCGCAGAAGGAGGAGGACACGCCGCACGACUCCACCGAGUCGAAUAACUCCACAGAGCCAAAGCCUACGGAAGAGGCCGCCAAUCAGCCUGCCGCGGCAGAGGAGGGCGAGGAAAAGUCGUCCAAUGAUGAGAUGCAGUCGGAUUUCACCGAGGGAGCGCUCGAUGAGAAGCCCACUGCUGGCGUAGCGGGCGAGAGCUCGGCGGCUGAUGUUAAGAACAAGACCCAAGAUCAAGUCGGGGAUGACGAAGGUCAGGGUGAUGAUCAGCAAGCUUCAAAGGAACAAGGCAAUGGUCCUGGAGAGCAGUCCGAGUCAGCUCCUACCCAGCAGUCGGCUGAAGAAGAAGCUGGUGGGGACGCAAAUGCUCAUGAGGGUGUCGACGACAUGCCUGCUAGCGGCGAUGGUGAGACCGGGAAAUUUAUGCAGAACGAGGAUGAUUCUGAGAAGCCCACAGAGGCCCGUAAUGCGGACAAACCUGGUGAGAACAAGGGUGGCCCUGAGGUGUUCGCGGAGGGCGCUAGCGAAGCCAAAGAGCCUGAUGAAGAAGCUGGAACUUCUAGCGGUCCUGUCAAGUCGAGUGGAAGCGGAAAAGACGAUGGACAGCAGGAACGUGCGGACCAGCUCGAGGAUGAGCAAGACGAGAAUUUGGAUGGCUCUCAAGCCAUACGCCCAGGCGUCGAGGACGGCGGAAUUGCUGGUCCCGAUAACGGUGACGACAGUGACUUUACAACCGAACGCGAGGGGAAGGACGGAGAUGAUCACCCUCAAGUUGGGGGCGAGAAGAACGAUGAUGGAGACGACGUUCGGGAUGACGGGCAAGACGGUGACGAGAGAGAAGACACGGGUGAUGAAUCAAAAGUUGAAGCCGAGGAGAAGGGCAAUGAUGGCGAGCCUCAAGCAGGAGAUGAGAAGGACGACGUUGCAGACGAGCCUCAGAGGGAAGAGCAAGACCAUGAUGUGGAUAACAACGCCGGUGAUGCACCGCAGGUCGAAGACAAAACAGAUGCUGUGCCGCAAUCCGAAACGAAUAAGCAGGAUGGUGGAGAAAAGGCCCAUAGUAAGGAGCAGAAUCGUAAUGGGGACGAGACCAGAGCAGAAGACGAUGAUGCUGGGAAGACCACUAGAGAGCCAGAGUCUUCCACUGUGCAGACCAACGCCGGAUCUUCUGACCAAGGCCGAGUCUCUCAAGACCCCAUCGGCGAUGCCAAGGAGGCGUCGAUGGAUGACCACGAGCCAGCCCAGGAGGAAGAGGAUAACCAGGAACAAGUAUCUACCGCGAGCAAGCCCGCGCAAGCUGACGCUGAAGGAGAUGAGGAUGGUCAGAGUACAUACCACGAUUCUGAGGAGCAACAGCACCUACAAGACAAUGAGGAGCCAAAGCUCGAAGAUGGCAACGAUGACGACAGCAAGCAAAUACAAGAUGAUGACGAGCCCAGGGAUGAAGCUGGCAACGAUGACGAUGGCAAGCCACAAAAACCGUCUACGGCCGGACCGGAGACGGCUCCCAAUGGUGGAGGAGACGACCAGAAGACACUUUCGGAAGGUGAACACGCCUCUGGGGAUCAGGCUACCGGCGAGAUUGCAGGAGAUGGAUCCGCUGGCGAUCAAACCACGGACGAGUCGACUGAAGCACCCGAUAGAGAGGAAGAGAAGCCUGACGAUGGUCAGCAAGCAGAAAGUGCAGAAAAGGCAUGCAAACCAGCUCAGAAUGGAGGAGAAGCCCAUGAGGACGGUGACAAUAACACCGGAGAAGCUGUAGCAGGCAGUGCAGCUGGAGCCGCAGCGGUCGCAGGCGGUGCAUACGAGGUUUCCAGAUCGACCGAUGAUGACCAGAAGGAUGACGAGCAAAAGCCCAAUGAUGCGGAGACAAAGUCCGCGGAGGAAGGGCCAGGACAGGGUGAGCAGAAAGUUGGCGACGAUAAGACGGAAGAGCUUGAAGGCAAGUCUAGCGAAGCGGUGAAGGAGGAUGCUGACGACGUUGAGCAAGGCAAGAAGCAGAAUCAGGAGAGCGAGGUGGAGCAAAACGGCACAUCGGAGUCUAAGGAACCAGCCUCUAGCAACGAAGUAUCAGGGUCUGACGAAGACACUGCACUAAGUGCUCACAACAAGGCGAGGGAGGGUAAGUGCGAAGACCUGCAGUGGGACGACGACUUGGCCGAGCAGGCCUCCAAGCACGCCCAGAACAUGGCACAGUCUCGCAAGCUACACCAUUCCGGAGAUGCUGAACAAGGAGAGAACAUAUACGUCAACGUCGACAACGCCUCGUACGACGAUGCUAUCCAGGCGUGGCUCAAGGAAGAGGAUGAGUACGAUGGUAGACGAUUUGGGGAGGGGAAUGCUUUGCGAUACAAGCACUUCACGCAAUGCGUGUGGGCCGAUACUACGCAUGUUGGAAUUGCGAAGGCGAAAUCGAGGAACGGCAGUACCUUCAUCGUCGCACGAUAUUGGCCCCAGGGUAACAUCGUCGGUGAGAAACCUUUCUGA